This is a messenger RNA of Cherax quadricarinatus, 2139 nucleotides long. Lineage: Eukaryota; Metazoa; Arthropoda; Malacostraca; Decapoda; Parastacidae. The record is from RefSeq and is a predicted model, not a curated record.
AUGGCAUCAAGCAGACCAGUGCCAGGUGCCAGAAAGAUGAAGGCAAGGAACAAGUGUCUCACCCUCGGUUAUCUCUCCCUCAGGAACAAGUGUCUCACCCUCGGUUAUCUCUCCCUCAGGAACAAGUGUCUCACCCUCGGUUAUCUCUCCCUCAGGAACAAGGGUCUCACCCUCGGUUAUCUCUCCCUCAGGAACAAGUGUCUCACCCUCGGUUAUCUCUCCCUCAGGAACAAGUGUCUCACCCUCGGUUAUCUCUCCUGCAGGAACAAGUGUCUAAGCUCCUGGACCAAGCUCAAGAUGUCGCCCAUGUUUGGUUGCAUCUGUCCCAUGGAUCGCCAGAAGCGCAAGUGUGAGAGGAUUUUCCGCAGAGUACACAACAACCCUUGUGUGGAUACGUUCCCCGCCUCCUCUGCACCUCCUCCCCCAGAGAGGGGCGGUGGGGGGGUGUGUGUCAUCCUCCCCCCACCCCCUUUGCCGCGCCCCACUCUGCGCCCACGCUUCCCCCAACUCCCCGCCCCGUACCCCCCACACCAGCGCCCACGCCCACACUUACCCUUGCCCCCGCAUGUUACCUUCACGGCAGAGCCCCUGCCUGCCUACUCGGCCCAAACGCACAAUGUCCUCACCGUAGAUCAACACUUCACCACACGGCCUGCCGGUAACUCUCAUGGGUCAUUUCCAGUCAACGUUAUUCCCUACGAUAACUCGUCCCUCCACGCCGUCGACACCCAAAUCCAAAACCCUCUGAUGGAGGCGGGCCCUGGAGGAGGCCGCCUGCAGAACGCUUCCAGAGCCGCCAACGUCUUGGGUGGUGACCCACGCUUCCCUACCACCGAUACUGAUGCAAGUCACGCCACCUCGCCCUCUGGCCCCGUGCCGGUGCUCCACUCCACCUGCCAGACGGCGCUGGUAGGGUGCACAACGGAGCCCACCUGCCGGAGGCUCCUGGAUCCCGUGCUGGCCAUGUGCGACAAUGAGUGCAACAGAGAGGCUUGCAUGAGCAACCUGCAGACUUUCUACAGAAAUGUGGAGUCCAAAUGGGCUCUCGAAGUCGCUUUCUGCCUCUGCAAGAAGAGCAGCGUGACGGCCAACGAGUGUCUGACGGCGCAGGAGAAGUUGCACCCAUCGUGCGCACGCAAGACAGCAGGUCCCAUCCCCAUGUUGUGUAACCGUCUGGCAGCAGCCUGCAAAGAGGAAAAUGGAUGCAGACACAGACUUGAGUUCUACGAGCAGGCAUGUGCAGUGGACAGCGAUACGCGCAGGUGCGCAGGCUCCACUGCAGAGUGUCGGCGAGCAGUGCUGGGCAUCCUGGGCACGCAGCUGCGCAGCCUCUGUACCUGCGCCGCCUCUGACCCCAGGGAGACCUACACUUGCAUGGACUGGCAGAGAAUCCUGUGGUUCAACCCCUGUGUUGUUGAGUCUCAGACGGACUACCACCGUGAGAUGUUGGCAGCGCUGGGACCAGGGGAAGUGAUCACUACUACUGCCAACAUCGUGUACACUCCCAGCGUCACCACUGGUGUUGUCUUCGAGCCUGUCCAGAGUGGUGGUAACCACAGGAUGUGGCCAGAGGUGGUGAUCCAUCCACCCUAUACCACCACCCAAUACUCGCCUUCAUACACCGACUCAUACCCACGCCCACCGCCGCCCACCACAACUACCACCAUCCCAACUACCACACUCCCACCCAAGUACUGUGAGAAGCGCCACACCAACAACGACACCAUCUACAUCGAGGAAGGAUGGGGCAAGCGCUUCUACAAAGACGAGGAGUGCUCUGAGCUGUGUUUGUGUCACGCCGAGCAGAAGUUGGCGUGUAGCGUGCUGGAGUGCGUGGAGGCACGCCCCUGCGAGACGGGUUAUGCUGUCUACACACACGCCGCUCCGGCCUACCAGGCCUCCCGCGGCGAGUGCUUCUGUUACUCAGGUUCCUUCAUCUGCGUCAGGCCUCCGCAAGACAACUACGACGUCAACUACGGAGUGUUCCUGUUCAUCGGCUACAGCAAGGCGGAAGAACUUCUGCUGCGGCCGUACACUAAGAUCUCUCUGGUAGAUGCUGCCAUGAACAAGCUGGGAGACCUGGUGCAAGAGUCUUCACUCCAGCUUAAUGGAGUGAGUUACUGAGUCUCGGGUAGCAUC